AUGUCCCAUGCCUCUCCUCCACCUGCCGUCUCGACUGAGACUCUCCUUCAAGUCAUUCAACAACUCAGCACCCGUCUGGACCGCUUCGAACAAGCCCACGACCGCUACGCCAACACUGCUCUCCUUCAGGUCGACACUGUCCCAGUCGCUAACACUCGCAUUAUCGGGGUUACACAAGCAACAACACUUCGACCUGGUCAGGACCUGGUACGCCUCUAUCCCGCUAUCCUGGAACAAAACUUUUACACUGCUGAGCUCGCAGACGACCACCAAUUCUUUUCCCUCAGCGACUGCCAUUAUACUGAGGGCAUGGUUUACAAGGCACCUCCCGUCCCUGAUCACGCAGAGGCCAAUCUCAGCCCGGCAGCCAAGAAGCAUGAUGCGGACCUUGCAACAAUACAAACUCGAUGGCCCACCACACCAGAUUCUACGACACCUUCGCUAACGACAUUCUGGAACUCAAGCGGGAGACAUCGGAGCCUGGAAAAGUAA
Linnemannia hyalina is the source of this 492-nucleotide messenger RNA. The record is from the annotation of a GenBank genome assembly. Lineage: Eukaryota; Fungi; Mortierellomycota; Mortierellomycetes; Mortierellales; Mortierellaceae.